This is a messenger RNA of Cuscuta campestris, 3305 nucleotides long. The record is from the annotation of a GenBank genome assembly. NCBI's taxonomy places the organism in Eukaryota, Viridiplantae, Streptophyta, Magnoliopsida, Solanales, Convolvulaceae.
AUGUUUUCAUUUAUAGUUUCUAGAUGUCGAAAUUCCAAAUCUGAAACACUACAUCAAACUGAUUCGGCCGGGAACUUGUUAGGAGGAUCUAUUGCAGUCUUGUGAUAUGAAAAUUUUGCAUUUUUCCAGCAUUUUAUAUUGUUUAGGCUAAGGUUAGGGCACCACUUACCAGUGUUCAUAGUAAAGCUACAGUUUUUCAUGACUCAGUUUUGGUGGAAGAAUUGGUAAAGCAAACUGCAUCACAUAUGUAAUUAAAUAAAUGCGUGAAUAAGAUGGUUUAAUUUUUAAAUAUUUAUAAUAUUUAGUUUUUAGCAGUGAAUAUACUUAAAAGUAGACUAUUAAAUCUCAUUUUAAAAAUUCUUGAUGAAUUUUCUGUUGAUGAAUGAUAUGUAAUAAUGAAUUGGUGAAGAUAGUUUGCAGAUCAAGUGAUAAACUAACAAAGAUUUUUUUUUUUUUUGGGUAUGCCAGUCAACUUUAUACAUCAAUUUUGUUCAGUGAGAACAAAAAAAGAACUUGUAUAUGCAUAUUCCUGUGAGCUUGUCAUAGUAGUUCGUUUGGAAAGUGGUGUACGAAUAGAAAAGCUUAAAUUAAUUACUCCGUAUUUAAUAAAUGCAUGUCACGAAAUGGUAGAAAUGCCUAGUGUGCAGCUUGUACUUGUGUGUUUUCUGUGCUUUGUGUGUUCUUAUGUUGGUUUGUAUGCUUUUUUUGUGUUUGUCGUACUUCGUUCAUGCUACAGUGGCUCUUUGCCUCUACCGCUAUAUUUGAGCCGGCUCUCUACUACGUGGUAAGGGUAAGGUCUCCUAGUAUGAGUAAGUUCUGCAUACACACACCUAAUCCUAUUUUUUGUAGGACUUUACUGGGUUUGUUGUUGGAUGUCACCAAAUGAGCGAGCACCAGAUAUACGUUAAGCGGGAUAAGUGGAAGGAUUCAAGUAAAAUGAGCUUGUGUAAUUAAACUGUUCGUCAAUCUGCUUAAUAGACAUUCUUCUGAGUAUAAAAGCAUAUAUGCUUGGAAGUUGGCAGGAGGAAGAUGAUGGUGGCGGUUAGAAUCACUGCAAAUCACAGAGGGAGAGUAACUUCUUCGUUGCGUUUUACCCAUUUUGCUACUUUCAGCUCUCAAGCCUCACAUUCAAGUCUUUCCUCACAAGAAACUCAUUAUUCUAAUGCUGACUACCAAAUGCUUAUAUGCACUCUGGAAGCAUGCAAACAUAACCCCAAAUCAUGGAUCACAACUACAACACAUUGCAAAAUGAUCAAAUCUGGAUAUGCAAAGAAUCCAUCCCUUCUGCGCUUGUUGAUAAUGGCAUACUUAUCCUGUAAUUGCCCCCACCCCGCACAUCAACUGCCAAGUGUAGUUUCAGAAUGGGAUUUUGAUGUCCUUUCUGGAAAUUUGAUGAUCGUGAGCUUCAUGAAGAUGAAAGAAGUCGAUAUCGCAAAGGAAAUAUUUACUAAAAUGCCAUCCCGGGAUUUGAUCACGUGGAAUUCGAUGAUUGGAGGUUUUGUAAAGAAUAGAUUACAUAAUGAGGCAUUGAGUACCUUCAGGAAGAUGCUUGUAUCUGAAAUGCAACCGGACGGAUACACCUUUGCCUCUGUAAUGACAGCUUGUGCGAAACUCGGGGAUCUCAAUCGCGCAAAGCAUGUGCAUAAUUUGAUGAUUGAGAGAAACAUUCAACUCAAUUACAUCCUAUCAACUGCACUCAUAGACAUGUACUCAAAAUGUGGGAACAUUAAGGCUGCAAGAGAGGUUUUUUCCAGCGUGGAACGUAAUAAUGUUUGUGUUUGGAAUGCAAUGAUCAAUGGGCUUAGAACCCACGGUCUUGCUUCGGAAGCCAUUAAGGUUUUUGAGCAAAUGGAGGCCAAAGCCAUUUUGCCUGAUUCCAUAACAUUCGUUGCGCUCCUAACUGCUUUUAGUCACUGUGGUUUGGUCGAAGAGGGGAAAAGACAUUUCGAUUUGAUGAAAAAAGGGCAUUUCCUUGUUCGCCCCCAACUUGAGCAUUACGGAGCCAUGGUGGAUCUUCUUGGGAGAGCUGGACUUCUUGAAGAAGCUUACUCAAUGAUUAAGGAAAUGCCAAUGGAACCCGAUGUCGUCAUAUGGAGGACAUUCCUAAGCAGUUGUAGGACCCACAAGAACCCCGAGCUCGGAGAAGUUGCAGCAACUGAGAUAUCUCACCUCACCAGUGGAGAUUACGUGUUGAUGUCAAACAUUUAUUGCUCGGUCAAGAAAUGGGACAGUGCAGAGGAGUUGAGAGAAGCAAUGAAGCAAAACGGCGUGCGUAAGACGCGAGGAAGAAGUUGGGUGGAAAUGGGAAACACUGUUCACGUGUUCAACGCGGGGGACCGGUCCCACCCAGAAAUGAACGUUAUACACAAAUCGUUGAAAGUGUUGGUCACAUUGACUAAAAUGGAGGGGUUUCAUCACGAGACCGAGUUGGUAUUGAUGGACAUAUCAGAGGAGGAAAAGGAAGAGAAUUUGGCUUUGCACAGCGAGAAAUUAGCACUUGUUUAUGGGAUCAUGAGGUCGCGAGGCCCAAAGGAUGUUAUUCGGGUCACGAAAAAUCUUCGAACUUGUUUGGAUUGCCAUUCGUGGAUGAAGGUUGUCUCGAAGGUGUUGAACAGAGUAAUAGUUGUGAGGGACCGUGUUCGUUUCCAUCACUUUGAAGGGGGGCUUUGUACUUGCGGGGACUUUUGGUGAUUCUUGAUUUGUAUUCUUGCAAGAGAAGUGCUCUAAAGGAUGGGGGAGCAUGAUUCCAUAGAAAGUGGACUGCUAGUGUUAAAGACUCAUUGCUCCUUUCGCAUUCCGCACUCUCGGCCUCCCUCAUUGUUGUGGGACCCGCACUCACUCUUUCUUUCCGGCGUCUCUGCCUCCCUCUCGUGGGACACAGAUUGGGCUCUUUCACAUCGAAUCCAAUCCAGGCUAAUCUAUUAUUGAAGCUGGUUUAGAACAAGUUUGUUUGAGAAGAACAAUGUGAAGGAAGUGAGAAUUGUCAAAGUCCCAUGCAAGGAGAGCUAAAACUUGAACAAGGAUUCGAGUUUGACAACUUCAAAGAAUCUGAGAAAGGUCUAUAAAUUGUUUGUGUUCAUUUUUGUGGUUAAAGGCACUUAAGUUUUAUUUAGUGCACAAUUAGUUUUUGGUUAGUUGAUAUAGUAUUAGUGUACAUUGAAAAGUGGUUGUGGGAAACUUUGUAUAAUUACGGUUUUAUACUUUUAUCGUACAGAGUAGAAAAACGUUUGGUCUCGUAUUCCCGUCAUUCCGGUUUAGUUGUACACUUUUAAAAAUCUCAUUUUUAAGAAAUGAGGUUGAAAUGU